AUGUCUCGCCGUCGAAUAUCCCACAGCGAAAUGAACGCGGCCACCGCCUACCCCUUCAUGCAGUCCAACGGUCAAUCUGACGGCCAACACAACGGUCAAUCAAACGGCCAACCCCCUCGCCGAGGUCCCAUCGAAGGUCCCAAUGGCCGUCGCCUCAUCCGUCGCGUCACAUGGCGCUCCUCCACAUACAAGCUCAUGGCCACCCUAUGGGUGCUUGCCGUCCUCUAUAUCGUCUGGCUAGUCCGCGACCUCUUCUUACCCUCCGAAUCCGAAUCAAAACCAACCCCUCCCGUUCAACCCGAACAAAAUUAA
Messenger RNA from Penicillium digitatum Pd1, 312 nucleotides. RefSeq lists its product as uncharacterized. The record is from RefSeq and is a predicted model, not a curated record. NCBI's taxonomy places the organism in Eukaryota, Fungi, Ascomycota, Eurotiomycetes, Eurotiales, Aspergillaceae.